UUGAGUUUGAGCACCAAACAAUUAAACGCUUUUUUUGGGCAAUAGAGUUGAGAAAGAAGAAAACCUCCAUAAAUGUCGACAGUGUACGUUUUGGAACCGCCGACGAAGGGGAAAAUCGUACUUAACACGACGUAUGGGCCAUUAGAUAUAGAACUAUGGCCAAAAGAAGCACCAAAAGCUGUAAGGAAUUUUGUUCAAUUGUGUCUCGAAGGUUACUAUGAUAAUACCAUUUUUCAUCGUGUUAUCAAAUCUUUCCUUGUUCAAGGUGGUGACCCUACCGGCACUGGCACUGGUGGUGAAAGCAUAUAUGGUGGUGUGUUUCCUGAUGAAUUUCACUCCCGUUUAAGAUUCAAACAUAGGGGUUUGGUGGCAUGUGCCGGUGCAGGCUCACCGAAUUCAAAUGCAAGUCAAUUCUUUAUGACUUUGGAUCGUUGUGACUUUCUCGACAAGAAGCAUACAAUCUUUGGAAAAUUAACUGGGGAUUCAAUAUAUAAUCUUAUUACAUUGGGUGAAGUUGAAACUGGCAAGGAUGAUCGACCUAUGGAUCCUCCACCUAAGAUACUAUCUGUAGAGGUAUUAUGGAACCCUUUUGAGGAUAUUGUCCCAAGAGCAAAGCCCGCAAAAGCUUUACCUUCUGGAGUUACAACUGAGAAGAAAGAUGCAAAACAGAAAGCUACCAAAAAGUUGAACUUGCUUUCAUUUGGAGAAGAAGCAGAAGAGGAGGAGAAAGAGCUUGUAGCUGUGAGUGCAAGGAUAAGAAGCAGUCAUGAUGUCUUGGAUGAUCCACGUCUGCUGAAGGAAGGAAAACAUGAUCAAGCUUUGGACUCAUCUGAAGGAAAAUCAACAAGGGAUGUGCAGUUGACCAUUAGAGAAGCUUUGGGAUCAAAGAAGGAAGCAUCUUGUAAAGAAUCAGAAGCGGGUUUUCAAGAAUCCCUUGACAACAGUGAUGAAGAUGAGGCUGACUUUGAUGCACGAAUGCGUCAGCAGAUACUAAAAAGGAGGAAAGAACUUGGCGAUCCGCCACCCAAACAGAAGUUGCUUAGUGAGAAUGGGAAUGCAAGAAAUCGUUCACCAUCUCCUUCAAGGUGCAGCAGGUCUGAUGCUGUACAUGAUGAUGACCGGCCAAAAGUGGAUAAGUUGUCUCUAAAGCGAAAAGGUAUAGGCUCUGAAGCGAGAGCUGAACGUAUGGCCAAUGCAGAUACAGACUUACAGUUGUUGUCUGGCCCUGAGCGAGAAAGACAGCUGCUAAAGCAAAAGAGACGAGGACGAAAAGGACACGAAGAAGACAUGCUAGCAAAAUUGGACAAAUUUAAGGCUGGACUUUCUGCUAAAGCCAAUGAAUCUGCUAAUGCGGCCGAGGAGAAAGAGUUAUCUGAUUGGGCAGCAGUUACAUUAAAAUUCACUCCUGAACCUGGAAAGGACAAAAUGUCUCGUAGUGAGGACCCCAAUGAUUACGUGGUACACGAUCCUUUGUUGGAGAAAGGAAAAGAGAAGUUCAAUAAAAUGAUGGCCAAGCAAAAGCGACGAGAAAGAGAAUGGGCUGGUAAAUCUCUUACUUGAGCUGAUCUUCCAGCUGAAGAAAAGAUGGAAUUGCUAUAUGUGAAGUUAUUCGGCAUUCAUAUUGUAGAGGCAAUGAUGUUGGUUCCCCUCUUUGUGAAGCAAAGAGCUUUGUACUGGACCAAAAUAGUUCGCUGAACUAUGGCAUUUUGAGUAUCAAUAUCCUCUUCCCAAAGAAGUUACAGAAGUGCCAAACCAAAUAGUUCUUCUGGUGUUAUUAUUUAUCCUGUCCUGUGAUCUUUUUCUUUUAUUCAAAAUGAACAGGAAAUGUUGUACCAAUAUACUUUUGGUUUCAAUUGAAUGUGGAAAUGAAUACUUGACAAUGUAAA
This is a messenger RNA of Solanum dulcamara, 1886 nucleotides long. RefSeq names its product peptidyl-prolyl cis-trans isomerase CYP57. Gene Ontology annotation, cellular component: catalytic step 2 spliceosome. Gene Ontology annotation, molecular function: peptidyl-prolyl cis-trans isomerase activity. The transcript is spliced from 10 exons. Lineage: Eukaryota; Viridiplantae; Streptophyta; Magnoliopsida; Solanales; Solanaceae. The record is from RefSeq and is a predicted model, not a curated record. Gene Ontology annotation, biological process: protein peptidyl-prolyl isomerization; protein folding. The coding region runs from base 73 to 1560 and encodes 495 amino acids.